UCCUCAAAGCGUUGGAAUGAAAGAAAGGAAGCGUUAGACAAAAUCGAUGCCAGACUGCGAUGCGGCGUUUGUACGCAACUCGAAGCUUCGGAUCUAGUUAAUGCGGUUAUUAACGUUCUGCUAACUGAUAAACACCCACAAUUGGUUGCUGCGGCAGCGAAUAUUAUUACACGUGCGGCUAACACAAUGAAACAGGAUUUUGCUCCUUUGUCGAAGCCAACUCUGAUGGCCUGCUUAUCGGGAUUCAAAUCAAGUAAACCUUUUGUCAUUACUGCGCUUCGCUCUACCGCCGACGCAACAUUUAAUACUCUUUCGAUGGAAGCCAUAACAGAAGCAGUUUUGGUGACCUUAUCGGACAAAGCUGCCAAUCCAAGCAUGAAAGAGGAGGCAGUGGGGUUGUUGGGUCGCGCUUUGCAAGUCUCCGAGGGUACAGCUUCUAUCGCGCUUCGCCGAUCUAUCUUUCGACGGCUGUUAUCACCUCUUGUGGCGCUGAUGGAGGCGCCCAGCGAUGGAUUGCGCGAGGCUGCUUGCAACACCCUCGCUACUGCACGCCGUUACCUCGACGACGACUCUACAUACUCUCGACUCACCUUCGACGUUCUCGAUGAUAACAAAAAAUCUCGCAUUGAUCUUGCUUAUCAGCAUCUUUUGGCCGUUGAGCGUCCUCCAAAUGUUGAAUUCACUUCAGCUGAUCCCAAAACGGGUAUGGAGGUUCAGAUAGCUUCACUUCAGAAGGCUGCUGGAAAGCGGCACUCACCGGCUCCGAUAGGAAUCGCACCGUCAUCACAAUCGAAAAAGGCAAAGACAACUGUCAGUACUACUAUCUCAGCACAACCUCCAGUCUCCUUUGCAAUUGAGCAGCAUAUGCCCGAGGAUGAGGUCAAACGCAUCCUCUCACAAGGGUUGAUAUCUGAGAGCGUCGCCAAUAACUUGGGCUCGAGUAACUGGCGAGAAAGACUCGAGUCGGUCGACCGCCUCUACUUCGUUGUUUCUUCCCUUCCUCUCGAUUCUCCUGCCUUCUCUCAAUCAUUGAUCCGUCUUCUUUUUCAAGUGCCAGGUCUAAAGGAGUCGAAUUUGCAGGUUAGGUGCCGUCUCUUAGAGACACUUGGAGCCAUUUUAGAGUACUCAAAGGCGUCAUCCAUAUGCGAAAGUCUCUUUGAGACGCUAACCACGAACUUAGUGAGCCUCAUAUGCACCCCCAAAAACGUUGCGUCCUGUGAGGCCUGCCUCAGUGGACUGGAGCGUUGCUGCGGCCUCCCUGUUCUUGGUGACGCCAUGCUUCGUCUCGCCGCUUCCACCAAGAUGCCCAAGUCUGCGGAGAACGUCAUCCUCUGGCUGACGCGAGUCAUCGAACGCUCAGGAGGAUUCUGCCUUAACUAUUCACUAACAGUGAAGUACCUGAAAGAAGGAUUUAACAGUAGCGCAGGAUCGGUGCGUCAUGCUUAUGUGAAGUUGGCAGGGGCCGUUUACGCAAGCCUCGGUCGCAAUGGCGGCGAUUGUAAUACCGAAGGUCCUUCUGCUGGAAUCUUUCGAGCUGAUCUCGAGGGUUCGAGCAAGUCGACAAUUGCGACUUUGCUGCGUGUUGAGUUUCAGGCUCGCGAUGACGCGGUAGUGGCAAUGGAACACGAAACACCUCGGCAUUUUAGCGUCCAGACCGCUACAAAGGUGCCUCUGUUGUUACCCUCAUCACCUCAACGAAAACCGGGAGACACCUCUAGAAGAAUGACUACAGUCUUGACCAGCGCAUCUGCGGUCCUUCAACGUUCCAUGUGUAGUGGAAUGGAAAAACCAAUGCUCGAAAAAGACGAAGCUAAGGCGAACAAUGGGGCGAAAUCAGUAGAGAAUUUUACUGUUGAGAAUCAGUCUCUUCACGGACUCUCCUCGACCUUCUGUACAGCCUCUGCGCCUCUUCUAAUUGCUGAUUUCAACGCUAAGAACAUUCGCCUUGUGCAACUGACUACGGGGUCUCUUCGUGUAAGAAAUCUCCAUCUUGAGCUAAAACUUAAUUUCAUUAAUGCAUCUUCGGAUCAUCACCUGGGUCUCUUUCAGCAACCUACUCGUCAACGUCUUGAGGAUGAUUUUAUUAAGUCCAGUAUGCACCCCAACUUGCGACACCUCUUGACCUCGUGGGACUCGGACCCAGCCAAAACGCGAGAGGCUCUAGUUCUACUGACGCACCUCCUACUACAACAUACUCCAUCACGGCAUAAGUCGUCUGAGAGCCACCAAGACUUGCUCUCGUGCACAUUAGCUAACGUAGAUCUCCUCUUUCAGUGGAUGGUUGAGUCUUGUUUCCUUACUGAAACGCUUGUUCCUGAGGUUGUGUCCCAAGCCCUUGAAUACAUAGACGAACUCAUAGCUCGCCUGGCUGAUGCGAAGAUGACUUUGAGAGUUGUCGAGGUUCGUAUUCUACUACCCUGGCCGCUUUUUGCACCCCACAUGCUCAACCAAUAUUUUGGCCAAGUUCCUGAGAGGUGUCGUCGUCUCACCAGUCUCCUCUUCGGCCUCUGUCGUGUCUUGUCUGCUGACGAGGUAUAUUUAAUCGCUAUGGAGGCUAUGAGCACUGUUACCGAGACGGGGAUUCUUAAAGAAAUGCUCCUCCUUGUGAAGCUUCUGCUAACACGUUUUCCGAGCCUGCCAAAUCCUUCAGUUGCAGAUAUAAAGGCGAUCGCUCAGCAUGUCGGCUCAUCGAACAAGGAGGUCCAUCGCGCAGCUUUGGAAUGCCUCAAAUCGGCUCGUGGAGCGUGCUCUACUGAGCAGAUAUCCGCAAUGGCUGGAAAGUUGACUGAUCGAGAUAGAGCCUUUCUAGAGGAGGCGUUAAAUAAGGAUAUUUCGACUACGAGUUUUCAUACCCCUCUUCGACCAAAAAUUCCACGAUUUGACGGACCGUUCAGUGCUUCAUACACAAACUAUCCAAGCAUUCUUGCAUCGGUGUCGCAGAGUCAGCUAGUUCAGUGCUCGCGUCUCAAGGGAUCGGAUGACGAGGAGGGUCGUUUCCGUGCCCUCCGCCAGUGGAUACUGGAGGUGCUAGCUGAGGAUGACCGCACCAAGGAGGCACGCAUGGUCGCUUUCCUCGUCUCCAAGGUCCUCAUUUCACAGCCGCCUUCCUCACCCUCCACCUGCGACACUGAUUGGACUAAAACCCUCGAUACCGCUCUCCUCGCCGUUUCACAUCUCGACUUUCUUCACCAAUCUACGGCGACGCGAGACCUCAUUCUUCCAGAGGCCUCCACACUGAUCGAACAUCUCGGUGUGCAGAUGAGUAACGUUGCUUCGGGAAGUAUCGCCGCCUCCGAUUACACUACUGAGGACGCAUGUCGAUUUGUUCGCGCAACCGUUGGCUUUGUUAUUUCUAUUUUCCGCGCGGCUUUCCUCACUCGCGAUCUCACCGCGCACAGCCUCUCACAAUUACUCAUGGGUCUGUUGCGCCUGCACGCCGUGCUUGAUCGUGUUUGCCAGGGUCGCUUCGAGUCUUUGCCUAUUAAGAACUCUCUUCUCCUUCUUCUCGUCGACUUGGAUAUCGCGAGGCUCCUGGAAGAGGAACUUCUACUCACCUUGGAGUUUGUUCAUAACAAGCUCAUUGUUUCUGACCUCUCUACUUACAUUAUGUAA
This is a messenger RNA of Hydatigera taeniaeformis, 3612 nucleotides long. The record is from the annotation of a GenBank genome assembly. Lineage: Eukaryota; Metazoa; Platyhelminthes; Cestoda; Cyclophyllidea; Taeniidae.